AUGUUUCGUUACUGCAAACCGCUGCCCGACUUUGUCGUGUACGAUGGGCAACAAUGGUUCGAACAAUUACCAAUACAAUCCAGAGUUUCGGUUCCGGAGGGUCAUAACAAAUGCAGCAGCAGCAGCAGGAGGUGGAGGAGGAGGAAGUGGAGCAGGAGGACGGCAGCACGCUGCGACGAAGAGCGGUGGAAUGUUGCCGCAGAUCGCGAUCAAGAGGAAAGAUCGCAACGAACAUACGUCCGUUGUCAACGGCGGCGGCGGUGGAGGAACGGAGGUCGUCUGCUUCACGUCUUUGGAGGAGUCAAAAUCGCACAGCUCGUAACGUUUGUUGUUGUUGUUUGUUUGCAGGUCGUACUGCUGAAUGGGAAUUGGGAUACGUCGUACAAGAUACCGAACAUCAUCGCCGAGAUGCACCACGUGAACAUCGACGACCUGCAGGCGUACAAAGCCGAGCAUCAGUUUCUGGAGCAGCAUGAUUUCGAGGGGAGAAGGAGGAGCAGCAGCAGCGGAUGCAGCGCCAACAAGCAGAUCAAGAUCGAGAUGAACAACUCCACCACCCUGAUGAACAACGUGCCGAGUCCGAUUGGCUCCGAUUCGGGCAUCGAGAUGGACUGCUGCUCGGACGGAAACCUCUCCUGGCUGCUCAACUACAAAAUCAACGAACUGCCCCCAGUGCCAGGUGAGAAAAGAGAUCAACAGCAGCAACACCAGACGAUGCCUACGAUCAAGAUAUUGGGUGGUCUUCCGGAAAUAAAGAUAAGCGAGCAGCAGUUCGGCGAUGGUCAAAAGAUGCUGUACCAGGAGCCAAAACUACCUUCUUCGUCCAGUCAAACGACGUACAGAUACAGCGGUCCCAAGAAGCCGCCCUUCACCUACACCGAGCUCAUCGAGCACGCAUUGGUGGAAAAGGGCGAGCUCACCGUUUCGGGUAUCUAUCAAUGGAUAUCCGAUCACUUCCCGUUCUACAAGCAGAACGACGACAGAUGGAAGAACUCGGUCAGGCAUAAUCUGUCCAUAAAUCCUCACUUCCGCAAAGGCAGCAAAGCCGUCCACGGGGCAGGGCAUCUGUGGACCAUCGCUCAGAGGGAGGAUCAAAAAACUUGGAACAUUGUAAGCUUUUCACAUUUUACUACUGCUAAAACACUCCGUAUACUCACUUUCGAAUCAAUUUGCAAUUGGAGCAGAAGAAGCAGCGGAUGCAACAGUGAAAUAAUCCACCAUCAGAGACGAAUGCAGCAGCCUCAGAACGUGGAAGUCGAGUACGUGAUUGAUAUGUCCGGAGGUUUGGGUGGAUCCAUGUGUUUUUCUUUCUGUCCUUUUUUUUGCCCGUUCAAAGACUUUUUGUGUCCGCCAGUGAGCAAGGAGCAAGUGGCCGAGGAGUGUGGACUGGGCAACGACUACCUGAUCACCGAUCUCAAUCCCGCAGCGCUAGGUCUGAACCUCUCCGAAGCGGAGAUGAUCAACGGCGCUAACAUCUACGACGACUUGAACUUUCAAUGCUACGAACUGCAGACGGAGUAGUAACAGUAGUAGUCGCAGAUCGCAACAUUCUUUGUAUCGGGUAUGGACGAAAAUACGUAAUAAUUUCGAAUCCGAAAGCGCGAGGAAGGAUCAUUUAUAUAUAUAUAAUGUAUAUUAUAUAAGUAAGAGUGUAUAUCAAUCAAUCAAUGUGUA
Molecule: messenger RNA, 1674 nt
Organism: Nicrophorus vespilloides
Lineage: Eukaryota; Metazoa; Arthropoda; Insecta; Coleoptera; Silphidae
Exons: 6
Coding region: 1-1521 (506 amino acids)
Biological process (GO): regulation of DNA-templated transcription
Cellular component (GO): nucleus
Molecular function (GO): DNA-binding transcription factor activity; cis-regulatory region sequence-specific DNA binding
Source: RefSeq, a predicted model, not a curated record